Molecule: messenger RNA, 1299 nt
Organism: Dermacentor silvarum
Lineage: Eukaryota; Metazoa; Arthropoda; Arachnida; Ixodida; Ixodidae
Exons: 8
Coding region: 77-1168 (363 amino acids)
Biological process (GO): interstrand cross-link repair
Cellular component (GO): Fanconi anaemia nuclear complex
Source: RefSeq, a predicted model, not a curated record
GCAAGCCGUAGUGGCAAGGCCGUGUUUAGAAGCGCGCUUUCUUUGACCGAAAUGAUAUGGUAUCGCGUAGUUGUUAAUGCUGCAGAAUAAUAUGUUCCCGCUCUACGGCCGUGUCUACGCAGGCUGCAAGCGCAGUUUAGUAUCAGAGUUGCUGGAAGAGUUAAAAGCCAAGAAGAAAAAUGAACGACCCGAUGAGCAACUCGUACGCCUUGAACAACGUUGCGAACCGCUGUUUCACUUCGUUCCCCGGGAAGCUGAACCGGAACCAUUUGGUGAUGUUCUCGACGUGGAAAUGUCAGAAACUGAAGAAGCGCAUGAAGAAAUCGUGCCUAGCAAUACCCGUGUAACCCACAGACCCGAUAGGGAUGAACUUGAAGUGUGUGGCGCCCCAGACGAUUUGACUGACCUUCCAGAAGAAAUACAGGUGAACAUUUCAAAGAUUAAGGAGGCCCUACACUCUUGCGAUGAAACUGCUGUUCGGACAGCUGACCUGUUCUUUAUGGUUUCUGCAAGACCAGAGACGGUCGCAGCGGUUUGUGAUGAACUCGAGACGGACACUAUCGCUGAUUCAAAGAUGCAACUGCUGCUGCGUUCGUUUGCAGAACUGAAAUCGGAGAUAAGUCUCAUCAACGGUGUCGUUUUCGUGAAGUCUGCUCUUUUGCCUAAGGUUUCUAACUUGGAAGAAGGCACCACAGCUCGUUCACUUAUAGAUUCAAUCAUAGCCUUUGCACAGGAUAUGCCACAUGUGACAGUUGAAGGCCUUCUAGUCCCAUUGGUCUCUGCUGAAAGUAUGGGCAAGACACAAGCCGAUGUUGUGCAAACACUCAUCAAGGAGGGGAUACCAAAAGACUAUGCUGCUAUCUGCUUGAGGCGAAUGCUGCAAGAAUCAAGGGCCUGUAUCGAGUCGCUUGUUGCAUUUGUGCACACAAUAGUCCUCAAAAGGGGUCCACUAGAAAGUGUGUCCGCAGAAUUAGUCAACUGGCUUACUUCUGUCAAGGACGAAAGGAGUACUGACAGCAAGUUUUCUAAGCUGCUUAUGGAUUUUGUCAGCUUUUAUGGCUCACAGAUGUCACCUGCUUGCUUGGACAGUGUUGUGAAAGUUGUCAAUGUGAACAGGACACUGCUGAAGAAGCCAAUCCAGAACAUGCUUACAAAACUUACCACGUAAAUAGAUACCUACAGGUGACCUAGGCAUCAUUUUACGAUAUGUACAGUGCAUUAAAUUAUUCAUUAUAUAUGUGUGUACCAGAUAUGUUCUUGAUAUACAAAUGCAUUAAAAAAAAUAUAGUUUAUUGCAUC